Danio rerio (zebrafish) is the source of this 2785-nucleotide messenger RNA. RefSeq names its product exocyst complex component 3-like 1 (gene exoc3l1). The record is from RefSeq and is marked validated. Gene Ontology annotation, cellular component: cytoplasm; transport vesicle; exocyst. Gene Ontology annotation, biological process: exocytosis. Lineage: Eukaryota; Metazoa; Chordata; Actinopteri; Cypriniformes; Danionidae.
CUGAUUGCUCUAUCUAGCUGCACUGAGCAGGCCCUCUGGGCAGGGCAGUCUCUUAGAAGUGGAACGGUGGAACAACAAGCCUAAAUGUCAGACGGAGACAAGAAUGGCCGAGACAAUCAUGAAGAGGCCCUUGUCCCAGUCGAGGUGUGGCAAGAGCUGGAAAGGGCUGAAUGUUUGGCACGGGGUGCUGCGCUGAAAUGGGCUUCAGGUGUCUUUUGUCGUCCAGAGCAUCUGGAGAAACUUGGGCAGUACAAGAAAAGAGAGAGUCAGCGAACUGCAUCAAUUCAGUCAAGGUUAAAGUCAGUUGUACAGUCCUACCUGGAGGGUGUUGACUGGGGUCUUGGUCAAUUGCGAGAGGCACGAGCUGAGCUAAGAGGUGUGUCACAUGACUUGUACAAGGCAAACUUGGAGUCCAGGAAAAAUUCUGAAGAAGUAACUACACUGGAAACACUUCGGGAGAUUUCUGUCAGUCACUGUCAGCUUCUUGCUGCAGUAAGCAACCUGCCUCGACUCUACAAAGUACGGAGUAUGGUGCUAGAGACAGAAAGGCUAGUGGAGUCUCGGAGACUAUUGGAAGCUCAUGCUCGGCUAAUGGAACUAGAGCGCUGGCAGGAUGAGGUACUGCUACAGCUCCAGGGACCCAGGGGAUCAUCCGGAACAGAGUUGAACUCUGAGGAUGAGGAGUUGGUGCGGAAUUAUUUUUCAGGAGUUGGACGGUUGGUAGAUGCCCUUGCCAAGGAGCUCUGGGCAGUGGUGGGUAGCGGGUUGUCACUUGCUCAUCAGAACCCAACACCUUUUGUCUCAGCUGUACGAAUAGUGGAACGUGAAGAAGCACUAGAUCAGUUCUUUCUAGAGGAGCGAAGGUCAACUUCCGGACACAACAUACCCAUGCCAGCAGGAAGACCACGUAAUUGGAGAGACCGAUUCUUUAAGGUGAUGGAAGAGGCAGUGUCAGCACGCUUCCGUAGUGUGUCCUACUUGCACACUCGAGGACCAGGACUUGCAAGUCAUUUGUCUGCACUGCAGCACUGCAUUAUGGGAGAUCUCUCAACAGUGCGGCAUUGUUUGGAACAAUGUGUUCCAGCUCACUACCAUUUAACUAGAGCUUACUUGCACUUCUGCCACCAGUUUCUGCAAACCCAUCUUGGACUGGUUAGUGGAUGGGAGUUAGAGGGUGGGGAAAUCUUUGCUGUUCUUAACUGGGUUUUGCACAUAUACAACAGCUCAGAGAUGAUGGGUGAGCCAGCCCUUUUAGCUGAACUAGAAAUUGAGAACCUGGGUCCUCUCAUAUCUCAGGAAGGUCUUGAGCAGCUGCAAAACAAAUAUGUCCAAAAAGUUCGGAAGAGCGUCUCGGAGUGGAUGCAAAAGGCUCUAGAAGUGGAGCUAACAGACUGGCAGAGGGAUCAGGAACCAGAUAUUGACCAUGAGGGCUACUACCACACUAGCCUUCCAACUAUCAUCACUCAGAUGCUAGAAGAGAAUGCACGAGUGGCCUUGAUGAUAAGUGAAGCUCUGCGGGACCAGACAAUCCAAAUGGGUCUUUAUGAGAUGGAGAAGCUCCUCAGUCGAUUUCGAGACGCAGUCAUAGAAUUUGGUAAGGAGCAUCGCAAGGAUCCAACUGUUAACAAGUUCUACCUCCAUUACCUCCUGGCCUGCAUCAACAACUGCAUCAUUCUCAAAACCUCUACAGAAAGUCUGCAGCAGCAGAUUUGCUCCUUCGUUUCAAACCGGUAUUCACGUAUCCCACUUGGACCUCUGGCUGCCCUGGACCGUGCUGUAAGAAAGGCAUGUCGUUUAGUUAUGGAUCAUCUCUUGUUUGAGUUGCAACCACAUCUACAAGAGCUCCUCUCUAGUACCUGGCUGGACCAGGGAGAUGUGACCCUAAAUAUGUGUGGGGUUCUAGAACGUCACUGUGAACUUUACAACAGAGUGCGACAACCUUGUCGCCAGAGGUUAAAGGAGGAAUGCCAGUGGCUAACUGUUGUUGAGUAUGUCCGAGCAGUGAUGCAGAAGAGAUUGGUCUGCAGAAGUAGCGAUGAGCAAAAGCAGCUGGCCCAGCGAAUGACACAGGAUGCCCAACAGCUCAGGGACCACCUUCAGAGCAUGGAGAUUGAUGGGACCAUUGGCGAGGUGAAUCCCACGGCUUUGAUAGCUGCACUGGCUGACAUAAUCAAUUUGAAAGACCCAGGCAUGCUACUACUAGAGAUUUCUGGAUUAUUAUCCAAGUACCCUGAUAUAAGUGAGGAGCAUGUCUCUGUGCUGUUGGAUAUAAGAGGUGACGUACCUAAAGAAGUGCGGAAGUCUGUAUUAGAUUUUCUGGAUCAGAGCGCACCACCUUUACCACCAGGAUACAGGCCUAUAUUCACAGAAAUCCUGGUGCCCUCUUCUAGCAUUCCAUUUUGUCUGCCUACUGCAAAGUGCACUUGAGAAACCAACUACGUGAACUGUAUCCGGCCAUAUGGACAGGAACUUCAUUAUUAAUUCAACUCUAUCCAUUAGGACUAGCCUAUCGGUUUCUGUGCUGUCUUGCCUGCUCAGUGCCAUUAUGAUGAUAAAUUAUACUACAUUAUGAUCUUGCAAAUGCUUUCCUACAAAACAAUUGGUAUAAUAAUUUGACAACACAGAUACAAGAAUGCAGGGAAACUGGCUCAUUGGAUUUAUAAUCACUUUUUGAAUGUAUAUUUUAGUCAAUCUGACCAAACAGCAUCCCUGUAAACGUGUAUAUUGUGGUUCACUUUGUGUAUAUUGUGGUUGUCAGUUAAUAAAGUAAUGCAUUUUUAAACUC